Dermacentor andersoni is the source of this 1482-nucleotide messenger RNA. RefSeq lists its product as uncharacterized. Gene Ontology annotation, biological process: regulation of transcription by RNA polymerase II. The record is from RefSeq and is a predicted model, not a curated record. NCBI's taxonomy places the organism in Eukaryota, Metazoa, Arthropoda, Arachnida, Ixodida, Ixodidae. Gene Ontology annotation, cellular component: nucleus. Gene Ontology annotation, molecular function: RNA polymerase II cis-regulatory region sequence-specific DNA binding; DNA-binding transcription factor activity, RNA polymerase II-specific.
UCUGGAAGCAUCGUAAGGAACGUCACGGACCGCCACCACCAGCAGGUGACGCGGCACCCCGAACCCGUCCGCCCGUCAAGCCCACUGAUCGACAUGGACCACCUGUCCCCGAAUGCCAGCUGCUGUCCUGACCGCAACUUUUGCGGCCGCAGCGCUCGCGGGAGCGCGAAAGGAGACCGCGAGCCGCCCGUACAACCGCUAGACUUCUCCCUCAAGAGCGCAGCGGCGUCCUCCUGUUCCUCGCCGUUGUCCCCCGUAGACGACCGGAGGCCGUCUCCGGACAGCGUUUCUCUCGGCGCCGCCUGCUCGCACCCAGAAGCGUCGAACCCGCUGCCGUCCCCGGAGUUACAUCAUCGUAACCCGUUGCUGCUGAUACCUCGCACGACGACGAACACGCCCGCCUCAACGUCACCGCCGGCCCCGUUCCAGAACGGAUACGGCCGGCGGCCGGCGACCACGCCCCUGCAGUUUCAUCCGUCGGUCAACGCGUCUACUAGCCCGCCGCCGAGUGCCUCGUCAACGACGAGCAAGUGCGAGCGACUCGGCAUGGAUCUGUACAGCGUUUCCGACCAGUUCUUGCCUGCGGCUCCAGCUACGACGACGGGUCUCCACCACGCCGUCCAGGCGGCCGAAGCGGGGUCCGCGGUGUUUCCCGACACCUGCCUGCGGGCCGAGUUCGUGAAAGGAUGCCAAGAAGGACACCACACGGGCUCGAGGACGACGGGCUCUCCAUCUGGCGCCGCCGGCUAUGCGCGCCAGCUAGCCACGACGUCGCCUCCGCCACUGAGCAACGGCGCCGCGACGUGCCGUGCCGACAACGGUGAAGAAGGCGACCCGACGUCGCCGGAGAACAGCAACUCGUCCGUUUCGACCAUCACCAAUGGCGACACAUCUACCAGCGGGCCCGUCGCCAACGGCGAAACUGCUAAGCACGGAGGAGCACUCACCGCCAACGGAGGCGUCGUCGCCGCAACCGGUGGCCCCCCGAACGGCGGCCCCACCCGCAACCGGCAGCGACGCCCCCGCCUACCCAAAUACGAGGACAGUGCGUACAGGGAACGACGCCGCAGGAACAACGAGGCCGCCAAGAGGUCCCGGGAUACCCGAAAGGCCAAGGAGAAACUGACUGCUAUGCGGGUUGCCUUCCUGGAACAGGAGAACGCGAGGCUCCACUACGAGAUCGGUAGUCUCCAUGCGAAGCUGAACCUUCUGCUGCAACCCGUGUACCGGAACCUGUUCUCCCAACAGCUCCAGCAGCAGACACACCUGCAGUCAUUCCCGCCCGCACACGUCUACGGCCCUGUAACACCUGUGCAGCCUGUGGUGCUUGAAGGACGUCGGGGCAGGUCAACUAUGGCGGUGCGCGACCAUUAAGGAGGCAGCUUGGACUAUGCGCGAAAUAUGCCGUGCCUUCAGAGACGGGCAGAAUAAAGAUUUAUUGUAGUAGAGGUUAUAGUAUAGCAUUAAUGAGGGGGUGGCAGG